Molecule: messenger RNA, 690 nt
Organism: Aspergillus udagawae
Lineage: Eukaryota; Fungi; Ascomycota; Eurotiomycetes; Eurotiales; Aspergillaceae
Exons: 2
Coding region: 1-690 (229 amino acids)
Source: RefSeq, a predicted model, not a curated record
AUGAGUGCAGUCGUCGCCAAAGCCAUUCACAAUGGUGGUGCCCUCACGUCCAAUGAAGCCCACCUCCUAACGGCUGGGGUCGUCCGCAACCAAGCCGGAUGGCUCCUGGCUGAACGGGUUCGACUCAGCGCCGCGGACCGCGAUCUCACCCACAGGGCGGUCUCCGCUGCGAUGACCGAUGAGAUGAAGGCCGCGCGGACCAGUGCCCAGGCUAACGCGGCAGCCGAGGCCCUGGGCGACGACGACGUCCGCAAUAUCCGCUAUGCGAUGCGUGUUCUCUGGCAGGUUCACGUUCUGAAUUUCCCCGAGGCGACAGUCUGUGGCCUGGUAUUGGUCUACGCGGAUGGGCGCGAGUGGGCCGACUUCAAGGCGCAGAUCGAAACGGCCAUCUACCACGGGUUGCAUUACACAGCGCUAUCUCCCAGGCGAGGCAAAACGGCGACCAUAUCGCCAUACCUCGGAGCAUGGACUUUUGCAUCAGGCGGCGCGUCACUCGCGGAAUGCAGAGGGAGAGCCGGAUGGGAUCUGGCCACCUCCGGCUCGAUAUAUGUGGUUAUAUCUACUCUCUUCUUUGUCAGUAGAAAUAGUGGGACAAUGGUGUACCAAUUGCAGACUUGCCAUUUCUACAACAAUCAAGAUAUCUCUAUCUUACUGCGUAUUGUAACCUAUACACCAGCACAAACAGAAUAA